This is a messenger RNA of Opisthorchis viverrini, 1905 nucleotides long. RefSeq lists its product as hypothetical. The coding region runs from base 1 to 1131 and encodes 376 amino acids. The record is from RefSeq and is a predicted model, not a curated record. Gene Ontology annotation, molecular function: protein binding. Lineage: Eukaryota; Metazoa; Platyhelminthes; Trematoda; Opisthorchiida; Opisthorchiidae. The transcript has 6 exons.
AUGUUCGUUAUCGAUUACUACUACACCCUUCAAGUCUCAGAUUAUUUGAGAAUCUCAUCUGACGAACAGAAACUUACCGUAUUUACUCAAAAUUAUUCAAAACCCUCUUUCAAUGUGAUGUCGAGAAUUCCCAAUCGAGACUGGCGUAGAAGAGUGAGGAACGGAACACACACUGCGUCAUCGACCGCCACCAACGGUGAGGACGAACAGCCUUCGAACACGGAAGAUGUUUCACCCAACUAUCGAUUCUAUUGUCAGUUGGCCCACGGAAGCCCCACAGGGAUUAUCGAAGGAUUUAGGACAGUUCGUGAACUACAUGCGAAAAUUGCAGAGUGUUUUGACCUGGACGUGUCUGAUAUAAUGUAUUGUACACUGAAUACCCACAAAGUCGACGUAGACAAAGUGAUUGGUCACGAAAUUGGGAUCAACGACUUCCUGUUCGCCCACGUGCGAGGACAGCCUAAAGAAAUAACCAUUCGAAAGGAAAGUGAUUCGUUUGGAAUGACAGUCAGUGAUACAGGUUGUGGUGUGGUCUUUAUCAAACGAAUUCAACCCGGCGGACAAAUGGCCCACAAAUCUGACUGCUGUGGUGGAAUGAUCCUAGUUGGAGAUCAGAUAGAACGGAUCAACAAUAUUUCUUUCAUAGGCCGUCGCCACUAUGAAGUCGCAGCUUACAUGAGGAGUAUUCCUGUUGGCAACAACUAUGUGUUACGAAUAGUCUCCCCAUUGAAAUCACCAAUAUAUGCAUUGAAUUCACGGUAUUCUUCGAACUGCUACGCGAAUUAUUUUGGUUCGGGAAAACGUACGAUCAGACUCCACACAAACGGUGGGAUUCGAGAACACAUGGUUAUCGGACAGGAGCUGGAAAAUAUCCAACGUGUAAACUCAUUAUUGGGAUAUACGUUAGGAUUCGAGGAUGAUCGCUUGGCAUGCUUGAUUUAUACCACGGCAAUCCAAUCGGAAACGCCACGUGCCUUGGCAGACGCGCUUUGUCAAGAGCAGCUUAUGUUCAGUAUACCUUCUGGAGUCCUGUAUGAAGCCUGGAACUUAGUGAAUCAGCCAUACACGACAGUGGCUGAACCCAUGGACAAUCUCUACAGUCUCGCAUGGCGUUUGAAGCGAAGGCCGUGAUCCGCGCACACAGAUUCAAUUCUGGAAAGCUGUUCAAAGUCAACUUUAAACCUGAGUGUAUAAAAGCCAAUAAUAAAUACUCGCUCCUUGCUCAAUGUCACCCACUUUUCCAUCACUAACUGAACUGGAGGACAAGGAGUACGAGGAAUCUUUAAAAAGAAGUUCCAGUAAAUCAUGGUAGAAAGACAAACCUAGGCCGUUUCGUUACUUCGCAUUUCCAUCACCCGUGACAAGCAUUUACGGUGCCAAUUUUUACGGUAAUAAGCGCACAAACAACCAGAAUUCAUGACUAUGUGAUUCGUCAAAUACAUUUUGUGGUAGUCAUAUAGUUGUGGUCCGUAGACCACAAUUAUAUACAUCCAAACGCCAGUGGUCGUAAGCUUUCAUCGUAGAACAUCUCAACUCCGGGAACCGGAAAAAACUUCGUCCAUAUCAUCGUGGUCCCCAUUUAAUAUCACCGAGUCCAUGGAAUUGACGUUUGAGUUGACCAGGUUCAGCCCAUGCGGAGUCAAGGUAAGAAUCCUCGUCGUUUGCCUCCAACUUCUUCCAUUCUUCCUGUUUCUUGUAAUAAUAAGACAUCAUAGCCCUCUGAUCAUCCUCACUCACAACAGGCUCUCUGGCUGGGGCUCCGGCACCACGCCUAGAAAGUUUAGCUACAAUUUUCGUCUUCUCGUUUCGUCCAACGUAGUCCGAUAGCUGUUUACCGCGAAGCAUUUCCUUGCCGGAGAACCACAACGUACCCUCUUCCAUAGGGAUGACUUCUUUUGCCGCCUA